Messenger RNA from Rhineura floridana, 2492 nucleotides. RefSeq names its product proline and serine rich 3 (gene PROSER3). NCBI's taxonomy places the organism in Eukaryota, Metazoa, Chordata, Lepidosauria, Squamata, Rhineuridae. The record is from RefSeq and is a predicted model, not a curated record. The transcript has 13 exons. The coding region runs from base 306 to 2141 and encodes 611 amino acids.
GGGUGCUGGUAGGACCCGCAAAAAAGGUCGUGAGUGUCAGAGCAGGGUCUUUGGGAUGGUGUGUGUGGUUCUUUCUUUAUGGACAGAUAGAUGUGCUGGACGGGAGAAGAGAGCCCGAAUAUAACUGGAGUAUAAUAUUGGUAAUGACACAAAUGCCAAGAGAUUAUAUAAAGUAUUCUGGGGCUUGCUAGCAGAGCACACACUGUGGGAAACCUUCCAUCGCUCCAUGAGGAAAGCAGGUAGAGGCCACAUACACAGCGCAAUUGAGACCGUGUCCCUACAAAGUUGAACACCUGUGUGAAGCGAUGGAUUCCAAGUAUGACAGCUGUACGGCUGUUUUCUCCACCCUGGGCAGUCCCUUUCUGGAGGCAUCCUGUUCCCGGAGCCAUUACCACCCUUCCCAGGCACAGCCACUGAAGGCGGAGCAGCAAUACAUGGUUCUGAGCCCAUCUUGUUUGCAGCACAAGAGUUUUUCCACCUCUCCCAAGAAGGUAGAAGCACUGAGCCCUCCAAGCCCAACUUUCCUGCCUGACACCAGCUACCAAGAGGUGAAGCCGCAUAAGUCAGACUCCACAAGCUCAUUCAAUGAGUCGUGGCCCUCGACUGAGCGUAGUUCUUCCUCCAUUACUCCCGAGGGAGCAAAGGAAUUUCCUUCGGAGCCGGCACCAGCCUCACCAAAACCCCCAGAUUCUGUCACGGACAGUGAAUCAGUUAUUGCCAGGUAUAUUGAGCGAUUCCGUUACGGGCAGCCCACUAACCGCAGAGAGCGUGGGGCACCCCAUGGACAUUCUGCUGAGUUCUGGUGGCUUGGCCACUCAUUCCCCCCUGAAUGCAACAUCUCCAAGAAGGAAGCAUCACCAGCUUCAGAUGGUAGCCAGAGUGAAGUGAGACAGUGUCUUUUCAGUCCAGCGCUGGACCAGUCUCCCUCGGGGGAAUUCCAGGAUAUUUCCACCCUGGACCCUGAGACCGUGAGCCUCCAGGAGAGAGCCUCCAGGCUCUUACUUAGAAGCACAUCCCCUUUGAGCAGCACCAGGCAUGUAAGCUCUGAAGGACUGAACUCUACCCCCACGUCCACCAUCACAAAUGCUGACACAGACGCAGCUGGGCAUGCCCCAUCUGACCUUGGCGUUGGUGUGCUUCAAGGUAGCCUGGGUGCUUUCCCUUGCCACACCACUCAAAGAUCUCUGUCCUGUUCUUCGAAACCAGAGAAUGACAUCCUUUUCCAGUGGCGCCUGCGGCGAAAGAUGGAGGAAGCAAGCAAGGCCAUUGCUGUGAUGCCCAAUCAGAUCCAACCAAUCUAUGCUUCCAGCAUGGUAGAAAGAACAGCUUGGAAGUCAUCAGAACCUGCCUGUUGGAGGAGCAGAGACGGAAGAGUGCUGCCAGCAACUGAGACUCAGCUGCGUGUGGAAUCUGCCCUCCAUGAAUGUCACCCCUGCUGCCACACAAAUUUUAUGAAAAAUGGACUAACCUCCCCGCAUCACAUAGAAACCACUCCCUCUACUAAUGGAAUUGUGGUAGCUGGAAGUCCUGAACCAAAGAGAGAGCAGGGAGUGAAGGGAGCAGCUCCACCAGAGGGUCCUGUCUCUGCAUACCCAGAGUCAUCACCUCCAUUAAGACCUGCAGGAACCAGGAACCUUUUGAGCCAGAGCACUUUCCAUAAUGUUCAGCAAUCAGCCCAGCCUGUAAAGAGGGUGCACGCUGAACCCAGAGGGAACCAGAAAGCAUUCAGAACCAAGCAGGGCCAAGCAAAACCAAUCGGAGACCACAGAGAGCUGCCAGCCAGCCCCAUAAAACAUUCUAUUCAACACGUCUUGGGAGAGGUGGUUGCUGAAAGACUUUUCUCCCCACCUGAAUCUCCAGGUCUUCACUGGGACAAACAAAAGAGAAAUUCAAAGAAUCUGAGCCUGGAGGCAGCUCUUCCAAGUGCUGUGGCUGCUCCCUCACAUUCUCAGCUCCUGAACAUGGCUGCUCAGCUACUGGAGCAGGCUGAAGAUUCGGAUGGCACAGAGUUUGAGGACGAUCCCCUCUUACAGGUGCUAAGGGCCCAGAGGGAGCUGCUGCGCAGUCAACUGAGAGCCGUUGAUGUCCGUGUAGUUCAGCUAGAAGGACACCAUUCUGAUCAAGACUUCUCCCAUCGAUGACAAACUUCUGAAUAAUCUUCUCUGCAUCUUGAGUGCAUUUUGAUGGGUCUCUUAUUCCUAAUUUGGGAUCAUGGCAGUGGACUGAGUCCUGUGCUCCCUAUUCAAGGCACUUCAGGAUAACUUCAGCAACAGGCUUUGGAAGAGGUACUAUGAUGCUAGCAUUCUUUUGGUUUGGACUGUGCUGCCUGUACCCAACAAGCUGACAUGUUCAUGGAUAUCAGCUGGGAGUGUGCAAUGGCCAGGCACUAAUGUGUAGGGAUGUUCCUAAAGCAUAAACAGUUCUUUGUUUCCAUGGUUUCAUCGUAUAUUUUUGUGAUGAGAUUAAAAUAAAAGUGUAUUUUUGGAUCAAAA